AUGCUCAGCAAAAAAACUCAUAGACAAGCAGAUCUAGAAGACUCUUUUGUAAUUGAGACCAAUGAGAUUUACAAAAAACAGUUCAAACUCAAUCUAACUAUGAAUCUGAUCGUGAUUAUACUUGCUAUAUUUACUGCUCUUUUCACACCGUGGUAUAAGUUUCCAUUUCUUGAUAAUGAUAAAUGUAAAAAUAAUGUCCAUGAAAUCAAAAUUCAUAUGCUCUCCUAUCUAGGUCAUUAAACUAACAUUAAGCUCAUUUCAAACCUUAAGGAUGAAGAAUGCAAGUUCAUAAAAUGGAAUCCAUUAAAUGUUUGCGAUAAUUUGAAUGUGUUUCUCACUGGAGGGAUAUCUGUUUUAGCCUUGAAUACUUUUGGAGCAAUUAUGAGUGCAAUUGGAGCAGUAGCAUCACUUAACACCAUCAGAAAUAAUACUUUGACUAUGAGUUUUGCAUAGAAAUACACAUCAGUCUUUUUCAUUACUGGCUUUUUGAGUUGGUUUUUCAUGACUGGGGGCUUUAAAGGAUUAACUUUCUGCUAGCAAUAUCUUAAUGUCUAUAUUCAGGAAAAAGCUUAAAACUAAUUUGCUUACCUAGUAGUACUUGAAAGAAAGUCUUAUUUGAGAAGCGGAGCUUAGACUGCGAGGCCUUCGACUACAAUGGGACUAAGCACAUUAUCAGUCACAAAUUCAUAGAAAGAAUCGAUUACCUUUAGACCCUAGUCAUUACCAAAGCAUCUUUUGAGAUAAUAUGUAGAUGAAGAGCAGUUUAAAUUAUUUGAACAGAUGACUGAAUUUACAAGAGAGUUUCAUGAAGCCUGUGACAAUAUUAAGAGAGUUGAAAAAGAAAUCACAAAUGAAUUACAGAAACAGAUUAAUAUCAACAGAAAACCACAAAGUCUACCAGAGAUGUACACGACAAACCUCUAACCGAUGAAUAUGAUUAGGAAGAAGCUAUGGUAUCGCUUGUACAAGUAUUGGCACGAGCCUUUCAUAGAAAAAAACUAUGAUGAUGACAAGCUAUUACUAUUGAAAUAAUAAAAUGCCUACAAGAAGAGGAUCAAGAAGCGUUAGUAAGAGAAGAAACUGUAGAAUAGCAAGCUAAAGAAAUCAGCUCAAAUGAUAUAGAUGCAGUAAAAAGAGCAAGAUGCAAAUGAUUCAGACUCUGUGGAUCUAGAAAUGCUGAUUUAAGAGCAGUAAAGGUAAAAAAACGAAAAUGAUGAGAGCAAUCUUACAGAUGAAUUCAUGAAUGCAGAGGAUGAUCCAGAUAAUGAUGAAAUGGCCUAGAUAAUAUCAAAGAGAGUCGAUCCUUUCAAUAUCAAUCAUAAGAAGAAUUAGAAUCUUUAUCGAGACACGCUUCUUGAAUGCAUUGGCUUGAAACCACAUAAGUUAAUAAAAAAUAUAGCGUUGCCGCAGUUCUAUGUGAGAUAGCAUAAAAAAUAGAGGAAGUCACAAUAGUAAAAAAGAGAACUAUUUGAUAAUUUCAUCUAAGUAUGCGAUCCGAACAAGAAAAGAGUCAAGGAAACUAAGAUCUACAUUUAGGACAAAAUUAAAAGCUAUAUCGGUAACAUUGAAUAAGGAAUUAAUGAAAAACUCAACUAUCUUAAAACGCUAGAUUCAGUCAAAUAAGAGAUAGUUAGUAAGUCCUAGAAAUUGCAAGAUUUUAAUGGCAAUGGAAGUUAUGAAAAGUAAAAAAGAAUCAUAAAAAUCGAAAAAAUCAUUAGACCUAGUGAUUAUGAGGAAGUUUUUAUGAGUAAAAGAAGAUAAAGUUAGUACUAGGAGGCGGAGUUAAUACUCCCUUCUAAAUUUCUCUCAGCUUAAAAGAAAGUCCUAGAUUUAGAAAGAAGAGGGUCUAAGGAGAGUCUGCUCAGUGAGAGAUCUAGCAAGACAAACAGAUCCAAUAUACGGGGUAACUAAUUAAGCAUACCUUAAUCCAAGGUCUUAACUUCGAUUCAAUAGUCAACAAUGGUAAACACCCGCCGAAAUUCAACAAAAUAAGGUUCACCUGCUAAUUAGAGCUUCAGGACACCUAAUAAAAAAGAGAAUCACAAUUUUGAGACUGUGGCUUAACUAUUCAGCCCAAAUCAAUAUCUUGAAGCUAAAAUGCCUAAGUAUGCUAAGUUCAAUGACAACCAAAGUAAAUAUUAGUUAAGGAAGUUUCAUGAGCGAAUAGAAUAAUCAUCCUGGAAAACUGAUAAUAAUUUAGCAUUUUAAGAAUCGAGAGCUAAUAGAGUCAACUAUCCUUGCCUGCAUACUGGAACAUUACUUGAGAAGGCAAGUGAAACCUUGAAAUCUAAGGUUGCUUAGGCAAAAAUCAUUAAAAUAAAUAAGGCAAAUUAAUAGGAGUGGUUGGACUAAAACUUGAAGAAUCAAAAACUUCAUAAAAUUGCUGAUGGCUAGAUUGAGCUAGGCUAUGAUUUAGAUGAGGGGAAAUAGAAAUACAUCAAUCAUCUUAAAGAAGAACUUGACAGCUAAGAUGAAGAUGCUCUUGAAGCUCUAAAUAGAAGCUUAUCAAAUACCGAUGAUUUUAGUCUUAAAGAUUUCCAGGCAAUUGCAAAGCAAAUAAAAAUGACUCGUUUAAAGAGUAAAGAGUCACCUAAGAAAAACACCCAGCAAAAUACUUUGUCAAAUAAUUAUCAAACAACAAGGUAACAGUCAUUUGAUAAGUCUCCUUUCUCAAAUGAAGUUUAGACCCCUAAAAGCACCAUCACUAAUCAGAGGUUUCAACUGCAUUCUGUUUAAAGUGCUAGAUAAUCAAAUGGACAAAAAAAUAAAUAUGGGGGAAUUAUGGAAACACAGAGCAGUAUCAGCACUUCAAAAUAGUUUAAAAAUGCUGCUUCUGCCAAAGAAAUAGUUUAAAAUGAAAACGUAAAAAAGGCUAAUGAACUAUUUGGAUUAUGCAAGGAUGUCCUCAGGGAGGGCGUUUAACUAUAAAAUAAAGUAUAAUCCAGAGAGCAAAAGAUUAACUUGAAUUUCGAUCUGAUUAAGGAUAGAGUAAGUCAUAAUAUUUAAUUAGCAGAGGAUGAUGUUAAAGUUAGUGUUGAAGAUUUUCACAAUAAGAAGCAUAUUUUCAUCUAUAAUAAAGACCUCAGCAAAGGAUAUUUCUUGAGAAUAGAUCCAUAAAGAAUAAAUGAAAUCGCAAGAAGAUUACACACAUUUAAAUUUAAGGAGCCAAGGAUCAUUGCACCUGAUGAUGCUCAAGCUGAAAUUAUAGAAAAGUAAAGACUUGAAAAAUACUACCACAAGAAAUUUAAGUCUGAAGAUCUAGAUGCUAAACAAUUAAGACCGAAAUACACAGAGAAAUUUAUAUCAAAAGUUUAAGCAGUAACUGAAAUGUGUAAUAUGAAGUUAAAAGAGAAGUUAAACCCAUAAAACAUCACUUCUAAAAAAUAGAGGUGA
This is a messenger RNA of Stylonychia lemnae, 3393 nucleotides long. NCBI's taxonomy places the organism in Eukaryota, Ciliophora, Spirotrichea, Sporadotrichida, Oxytrichidae. The record is from the annotation of a GenBank genome assembly.